AUGUUCGCCCUUGUGACAGUCUUGGCGCUCCUGUUCCUGGGUGCCGCGAAAGCAGACUACCGUCUCAAGUGGCGACACGCGCCCGCCGGAGACUCCAAGAGGUUCAUCGCCGGGUGCGAUGCGCAGGGGCAGAGCGGGGUUGGCGCUCCGUACUCGCUUGUAACGAACUACCACGGCUGUUACAAAGAUUUCCGCGGUGGGCAAACCGUGACCGACAAGCUCGGGCCGAUCUACUGGGGAGGCUUCUACCACUAUCUUGCGAGGUGCAUGGACGCAGGUGAAGAAGCUGCGCUUGGCGCCCGCCCCACAGUGCAGGAUUGCGUCGACAAGAAACAGUCCCAGCAGUGGGUCAUCCACUCUAACGGUCAGGUCGAGCUCGGCUGCUCCGGCUUCUGUCUCGAUAUCAUGGACGGCGGGAACCAGAUUCAGCUCUGGGACUGCGUCGCUGGAAAUAAGAACCAGGAGUUUGACGUCGUACAGGUGGGAGGCUCGGGGUGA
This is a messenger RNA of Trichosporon asahii var. asahii CBS 2479, 498 nucleotides long. RefSeq names its product carbohydrate-binding module family 13 protein/putative endo-1,3-beta-glucanase. Bases 1 to 498 code for a protein of 165 amino acids. Lineage: Eukaryota; Fungi; Basidiomycota; Tremellomycetes; Trichosporonales; Trichosporonaceae. The record is from RefSeq and is a predicted model, not a curated record. The transcript has 2 exons.